AUGUUCGUAUAUUAUGUCUUCUUAUUUCUUAUAAUACGUCUUCUUAUAAUUAAUGGUCGUAUAUUAUGUCUUCUUAUAAUGACUGUUCUUAUAAUACGUCUUCUUAUAAUUGAUGUUCGUAUAUUAUGUCUUCUUAUGACUGUUCUUAUAAUACGUCUUCUCAUAAUUAAUGUUCGUAUAUUAUGUCUUCUUAUAAUGACUGUUCUUAUAAUACGUCUUCUUAUAAUUAAUGUUCGUAUAUUAUGUCUUCUUAUAAUGACUGUUCUUAUAAUACGUCUUCUUAUAAUUAAUAUUCGUAUAUUAUGUCUUCUUAUAAUGACUGUUCUUAUAUUACGUCUUCUCAUAAUUAAUGUUCGUAUUAUUCUUCUUAUAAUGACUGUUCUUAUAUUACGUAUUCACAUAAUUAAAUACGUCUUCGUAUAUUUUCAUGUAUAUGUUAUAAUGACUGUUCUUAUAAUACGUCUUCUCAUAAUUAAUGUUCGUAUAUUAUGUCUUCUUAUAAUACGUCUUCUUCUUAAUGUUCGUAUAUUAUGUCUUCUUAAUGACUGUUCUUUAUACGUCUUCCUCAUAAUGUUCGUAUAUUAUGUCUUCUUAUAA
Acanthosepion pharaonis is the source of this 597-nucleotide messenger RNA. NCBI's taxonomy places the organism in Eukaryota, Metazoa, Mollusca, Cephalopoda, Sepiida, Sepiidae. The record is from the annotation of a GenBank genome assembly.